AUGGUCGGGUCUGGUCCCUCUCUUUCUCGCAGCUGGACGCCUAUUACGCUGCAAGAUUUUAUGGAGGAAGAACAAGGAGUUACACUCUCACUCGAGCAAAGCCUUGGUCUUUUGGAUCAGGCCGAGCCGGACAGCACUCGUGCCGCCCGCGGCGAGCUCAGCUUUCUUGGGUUUGUGCGGAUCAUGCGCCGUCCCGAGUUCUCCUCGAUCAUCGAUCGAUCCCAUCAAGUGGUCAGUCAAGAUAUGACACAGCCCUGGCACCACUACUGGAUUAGCUCCAGCCACAAUACCUACGUUGUGAAUCAGCAGCUUGACUGCUGGGACGGCGAAGAUGGCGAGCCUGAAGUUACGCACGCUUUUACCACGCCUUUGGGCGUACACACCUUGACAACGCGUGUCAAAUUCAAGCACGUGGUUGAAGCUAUCCGCGACAGUGCCUUCAAGCGUUCCGAAUAUCCCGUAAUUCUGUCCCUCGAAGAUCACUGCUCAUUGCCUCAGCAAGCCAAAAUCGCUCAAUACUUUAAAGACAUCCUGGGAGAUCUCUUACUUGACCGAUUUCUCGACCUUGACAGCCCGUCUACAGUGCCGUCUCCUGAGCAACUCAAGCGCAAAAUUCUUCUCAAGCACAAAAAACUGGGUCUCUCGCAGGCCGAAAAGGAGACGCUAGUACAGCUACAUGAUCUGCCUACUCCUGAUGUCUUGCUCGACGAUCCCCUCAAGGAUGAUGACGAGGAAGCUGAGCGCAUUCGUAAUGCCACGCGCGAGGAAAUUUCGGACAUGUUCUUGCGCGAUGUUGAACAAGAUGUGGCCGAUGUGCGCAUGUUUGGGCAUGUAGAGCGAGUGGAAAUGGAAGUUCGCACGUCACCUCGUGGCUUCUCACGCCGCGUGUCGCACAUGCUGGGCCAUUGGUCUGGCCGUCUCGGCAGUGCAACAUUCUUAACCGAACCAAAGAUCGCUGGCGAUGACGGUGUUGCGCAUGUGAAUCACCUUGUCACACCUGUGGAUCACGAAGUGGAUCGCAGCUUGCAGCCCGGGUUUUACGAGAGUGUAGAAGACGGCUGGUCGACGGACGAAGAAGCAGCGGAACCUGGACCUUCAAACGCGUCAGCAACAAACCGCUUCAAGCGCCAUCAGAAUGCACCCGGCGAUGCCUCUUCACCAAUCAUGCUACCCAACGACACUCAACCAUCGGACAACCUGGCAUCCUUGCGUCGCGCCAGUGCCCCCGGCCCAGCUUUGCCCUCACGACUUGGUGUAGCGCGGGCAAGUCACUCGAGUGGAGAAAACAUUGUGCAUUUUCCCGCAUCAAACAAUAUUCGGCGGUCGCGCCGCGGGAGCAGUAGCCGCGGCACUGCUCGGCGUUUGUCACAAACCUUGGCGCGCCGAAGUUACCGCUUGGCCAUGCACCGCCAAGCUUCGACGACUCAAACUCAACGACAAUCGCUACUGCACACGGGCUUGCCCUUACCCCCCAUGGAAAGCACAGAAUCUGUUCCGGCUCAAGGCGUGGCAUCAGCCUUGGGGUUGCAGAAGGGCGGUGGCUCUCGUCGGCCAAUCUUGGGUGAGCUGGGUGCCGAGAGGACCUCGUAUGAUGAGGCAAUGUCCGAUAAGGCAUCUCCGUCUUCGCUUAAUCCAAGCGACGCAGCCUCACCAACUCGAUCUCGAUGCAUGAGCUUUCAGCUCAGCGAGGCUGAGGCAGACGGUGGCUACAUCCAGAUUGGUUCGGAUGCUUCUGACUCGCCUUGGGCUACGGAUGAUGAAGUGCCACCAUCAGCCAUUUCUGCGACCUUUCGUGACAUUCGAGCACAAAAUGGAGCCGGUGCAGUCGCGCGGCGGCGGACGUUGGGCUCGACAAAGCGAAUGAGGGCCAUUCAGGCAGCCAAUGCGGCUGGGGCUGUCCACAAUCGGCCAGCACGCGACGCAUUUGACGCCCAGCACCACCAGGGCCAACGACGCUCACGCCUUGGCAGUGGUCUAGCACGCCAUGAGCGGCAGGGCAGCAGCAAUGAAGAGAGCACGCGCGGUCACUUGUCGUCCCACACCAGCUAUUCUGGUUCACACGAUGCUCCGCCUGCCUGUGCCGAAGCCUGGAUGUCGGCCUCUGCGUCGGCCACUGAUCAGCCGGCACAAGCCAGCACACGCUCUCACCGUUCGGGUGCCAGUGACAGCGGCUCAAUGGGGCGUGGUCCCCGACACCGCCGAUCGGUCCAGUCUGAUGAGCCGCAGCGCAGUCGAACGGGCUCUUUCUCGCUGAUGAUGUCACGCAUCUUCAAGAGGGUCAGGUCUCAGACCCCCUCUCAAGCGACGUUGAACCUUGACCUGCGCAAUCAUUUCUUGACGGAUGGCAUUGCCGCCAAGCAUGCGCACUGCUACCAAACUGUAGAGGAGCUGGCCAGGUUUGGGCACAAGCAGCCCAAUGUACACCCCAGCCUCUCCAAUCUCAUCAUCUAUACGCGAGCUGUCAAGUUUUCCGUCUUCGCCACUCGGCGCCGACGCCUGUCGCAAUCGCGUCGGCGUCGUCCUCGCCUCGAACAAGACGUGGUUGUCGCCCCAGAUGCGCACGCAAACGUGGAAGUUGCCCUGUAUCCUCACGAAAUGUGUAGUUUUGAAGAGAGUCAGGCCUUUCGCUUGACGGUACUACGCUUCAAUAAGCUUUUGGAACAUCAUCUCUGGAAAUGUUCUCGCGUGUAUCCAGCCGGCCGUCGCAUCGACUCGAGCAAUUUCAACCCACUCAUUCCAUGGAGUGCGGGAUGCCAAAUGCUGGCCAUGAACUGGCAGCAUCGAGAUGUUUUCCAGCGCCUUUACCACAACUUUUUCAGCCGCCUUAACGGGGGCUGUGGCUUUGUGCUUAAACCCAUCUGGAUGAGAGACCCUCAGACCCUGGAUCGCCAGCUCAACAGCGAGGUCAGCCAGUCGCGGCAGAUUGGCUUGACCGUCAUGUCGGCUUUAAAUCUGCCCAUGGUGGACGCUGGCUACUCUGUGGAGGUGCAACUCUUCUCAGCUAGCCAAUCCCAGGCCACUGGCAGUUUCUCUACCCUUAAAGUUUAUGGGCAGGCUCCAAAUGCAGAUGAAGCCGUUUCACCGGUGUGGAUGCAAAGUACCGAGUUCACGGUCGAUCGGCCCGCGGUGGCCAUGCUUUGCUUUCGUGUUGUGUGCACUCGUGAGGUUGUGGAUGAGAUGGGCAACAAAACCCUCGAGGAUGUCUCUUACGAGACAUGUUUUCCUGUCGCUGAGCUCUUGCAAGGCUAUCGCACCAUCAGCUUUGACCCCAUCUUGGAUCGCUUGACUGGUGACGAGACCACCAUGCGCUCCCGCACGGGCUCUCGUCGGCGUACCUCGCGCCCAGCCACAGCUGGUACCUCACCAGCUCAGCGCCCACGCCGCAUAAGCAACGACUACGGCGGCUUUGCGCCAGACGGUGAAGUAGGCUCUGUGGGUGCUGGGUUGGAUGACCAACGUGUUCGCCUUGGUACCGACACUCUUCCAUGCUCAAACGACCACGAGGGCGAGGAUGCCACGGACGAUGACGAGGAUGAGGGACCAUGGAUGGCAAGCGAUGGUCUCGAUGGUGCCGGGCAGUCAGCCCACGUAUCCAGCAACCCGUGCACAGGUGUGCCUGGUCCGAAUGGGCUACCAUUCCAGCUCAAUUUGCACAUCAACAUUGAAGAGGGCAUCACGGACAAGGCAGCAAAGCUCUUUGGGCCUUAUCAUCGCUGGCUGGAGCAGGCUACAAACAAGUCUGGUCCGGGCGAUCCCUUGUCGCGGCGCCGUCGCACGCGUCGAGGUUCUCAUUCCAGUCUCGCUGUGAGCCAUGACAGUGGUGGCAGCUGUGGUGCCGGCGACGCAGCUCUGCGUCCGCCCUGCUUUAUCUCUUUGAGUCAGUUUAUCGAAGUUUUCAACGCCCAUCGUGGUCGCCCCGCGCUGCUACGCAUUGAGCCAGGCGACCGUUUAGAGGAUGUGGUGAGCAAAACGCUACUGUCCACCAACGCCGUGGAGAACGCCGGCCAGUUUUUUCUAGCCCACGCUGCUGACUAUGCCCGCCUACCAGCUUCUCGGGUUGGCGCGCGCGCCUCAGUUGCGGACGCCUUCGUUUUGCAAGACAUCCGAGCUGUUGGUCAACUCUCGGGGCAAGUGGACACGGCUGCUCGUCCCUGCUGGCUUGUACGCGUCGAUGUGGAAGAUGGGGCCGGGGAUGUAGCAAACUGUUCCAUGCGUUCGGCGCGCAGCUCGCCGUCCCGGACGUCGCGUCGGUCGUCAACGCGGGGCAUGCCCGGCGAGGUUGAUAUGGAGGAGGGGGAGGAGGAGGAAGAGGAAGCAGAGCUACAAUCAAGAGCCCCUUCUUGCCGGUCGCAGCUUUCACCUCUCUGCGGCGAGGAAUCCUCGCCACUUGCUCGUGCUAAUUCGGCCAUCAGUGAUUAUAUGCGCUUUGUCCCCGGUGGUACAUCCGGCGUACCGCUCGAUGCCGAGGCCGAUUCCGAGGAUGGUCCCCGCCAAAGUGUCUGGCAGCGCAUCCGAGAUCGCUUGAGUAAGCGAGCAUCCAAGAGCGGAGAGGAAGUGUCCGAGUUUAGUCUUUUACGUGUAACAGCGGGUCACAUCAUCAUCCUGCGAGUGGACGAUUUGAGUGUCAUGGAGACGUUGUCACUGCUGCACCUUGAGAACCUUGAGCUUGAUUCUUCUCUACCCUUGGUGCGCCUUGAUUUCAAAGGCAUCAAGCUGCGGUUGACCACCAGCAGCGGUAUCCACGGCCAGUUGAUAGCCAACACCAUAGCAUAUGAGCUGCUGCGUCUGAAUCAUGCACCUGGCCCAGACGCCGCUCUGGCCGUUCAUUACGAGGUUCCGGAACGAGACGAAUUGGAUGAUGGUUCGCUCUAUGACGCAUACAGCAGCGGAAUGUCCUUGAGGUCACGCGAGGGCACUCCGCUGUCGAUGGGGGACGCGCUUGGUGGUGAUGAUGGGUCAGAGCAGACGGGUGUCUCAGCAAGCGCGCGUCGAGUCUCACCACUGGCCCCACGUGAGCCUGUGCACCCAGGGCAAGCAUCACCUUCGCCUGAGGUUCAACCCAGCCGCACCUUGUACCAGCCCAUGGCUGUUCGACCUGGCGAGCAGCAACCCCCCCGCCCCCCGCGCAUGGUUGCGUUGUCGACGGGCAGCGAGACGCACAGCCGCAGCGGCCGCAGCAACUAUGACAACGUGGAGCUGCCAUCGACGAGCGGCUAUGACAACAUUGUACACAUGCUGGACACAUUCAAUGGCAAUUCUGAUGUUUCCUUCUCGCCCGUCCCUGUGCAACCGCGGCCUCUGCAAGUCACUCCGGCCCCAGACGAUUCGCCGUCGCGCUCCCCUCAGGUGUUCUUGACCACCAGCUCCCACCCACGCUCGCGGAACAGGACUCCCCUCGGUGGCUCAUUACGCCCCACUUCACAGGGCCCAUUGAGCCGAACUUCAUCGCCCUUACGUGGGGACUCGCCGGCACCGUCAACCGCCGCAGCGCGCAUGUCGUUGCCCACCCUGUCGGCCCAGCCCGAGAAGCAGGCUGUACGCAAUCUCAGACCGAGUGAUGCGCUGCUGUACCAGCGGGCCGAGUCGUUGGACCUAGUUCGCUUGGCUUCGUUGAGUGAAAUGCCCCUGUCACGUAAGAAAGCCAUGGUGACUGCAGUGGAUGCCCUGUCGCGCGAGCAAACUCAAGGUCUUGAAGCCAUGCACGACAUGGUGGCCGAAUGCAUCCGGCGCAUUGCUGCAGCUAAAGUCAAGGUGCCACACGUACUGCCGGUGCUGCGAACUAACCUGCAUGAGACGCUCAAGGAACUACGGUAUGUCACCUCAUUAUACAAGCUUAUGGUGCAGUCUCGGCAAUCGAAACAGGCGCAACGCCAAAUGCAGGCCACGCACCGGGACUGCGUCACGCGCCUCAAGCUUCAAUUAGACAAACUCAAGGCUGCACAGCAGCAGUGCCCUCGCUCAGCGAUUGUUGCGGUUUUGGUUGUCGACGAGUAG
Messenger RNA from Monosiga brevicollis MX1, 5994 nucleotides. RefSeq lists its product as uncharacterized. Lineage: Eukaryota; Choanoflagellata; Craspedida; Salpingoecidae. The record is from RefSeq and is a predicted model, not a curated record. Gene Ontology annotation, biological process: phosphatidylinositol-mediated signaling; lipid metabolic process. Bases 1 to 5994 code for a protein of 1997 amino acids. The transcript is spliced from 14 exons. Gene Ontology annotation, molecular function: phosphatidylinositol-4,5-bisphosphate phospholipase C activity.